Molecule: messenger RNA, 909 nt
Organism: Adineta steineri
Lineage: Eukaryota; Metazoa; Rotifera; Eurotatoria; Adinetida; Adinetidae
Source: the annotation of a GenBank genome assembly
AUGGUGCAUUUAUCACUUGCUCGAUAUGCCUCAAUUGGUUUUCUUGGUUUGGGAAAUAUGGGUAAACAUAUGGCAACAAAUUUAAUUGCAGCUAAUCAUCAAGUAACAAUUUUUGAUGUUAAUUCACAAGCACUUGAUCAUUUUAAAGAUCAAAAACAAGCUAAAACUGUAACUGUCCCACAAAAUGCAGUUAAAGAUUCUGAAUUUGUUGUUUUAAUGUUACCGAAUGGUAAAAUUGUUCGUGAUGUAUGUCAAUCAAAUGUUUUUCCAACGGCUAAAAAAGGUACAUGCAUCAUUGAUUGUAGUACAAUCGAUGUACGAACAUCGAAAGAAAUGGCAGAAAUGGCUCGAACUAAAAACUUACGUUAUAUUGAUGCACCAGUUUCGGGUGGUGUAACCGGUGCUCAAAAAGGUACAUUAACAUUUAUGGUUGGUGGUCAACCAGAUGAUUUCAAAUCUGCAGAACCAAUUCUUAGUAAAAUGGGCAAAAAUAUUGUUCAUGCUGGUCCAAGUGGUAGUGGUUUAGCAGCUAAAAUUUGUAAUAAUCUCCUCUUAGCUAUUAGUAUGAUUGGUACUUCGGAAGCAAUGAAUCUCGGUUUAAAACUCGGUCUUGAUAAAGAAGUAUUAGCAAAAUUGAUCAAUUCUUCUACUGGUCAAUGUUGGUCAAGUCAAUCAUAUAAUCCAUGUCCCGGUAUUGUUGCAAAUGUACCAUCAAGUAAUGAUUAUAAUGGUGGUUUUGCUUGUGAAAUGAUGACUAAAGAUCUCCUACUUGCUCUUGAUGCAGCAAAAGAAGCUAAAGCUUCAACUCCAUUAACUGAAAAAGCUACUGAACUCUAUCGUGAAAUUUGUUCAAAUGGAUUGAAUAAACGAGAUUUUAGUGUUAUUUUUAAAUAUCUUAAUGAACAGUAA